AACAGGGAUUGGGAAUCAUUGAAAUUCAAUCUAUUUAUUUUAUCAUCUGUGCCGCGGGCGUAUCGAAUGAAAAUUGAAAAUUGACUCUUGAAAAAUAUUUGUGUUAAUAUUUUUGUAAUUUAUUUAAUGAUAACAGAAAUCACGCAGUUUAAACGACAUAAAAUGUAUUAAUACAGUUUUGAACUCGAUAGUUUACUGAAUAUUCAUUGUUCUAAAGCCAUCAUAAUUGGAAGUUUUUUUUCUUUUGUAAACACGUUUGAGAUCUUUCCUAAAAAUUUUAUAUCAUACUGUUCUUGAAUAAACUAUGAGUCACUGGUUUAGCUCUAACGCAUACAAGUGAAGUGUUUCGAAUCUAAUUUGUUUGUGUUUUGAAAGAUGGCCGAUUUAAUUCGUGCUAUGGGGGCGCCGAUCGGACCCCCAGUAAAGGAUAAGUUAGGGUCUCCAUCUACAGAAUCUGAGGACGGUGGGGGUGAUAUUGCUGAACUGGCGGCAGAUUUAGAGCUGGAUGAAGCGGAUGGUCCUAGUACUAAUGGAGAAAGACAGGCAGUGCUGGCUCCACCAGAAACUGAAUGGUAUCAUGGUCGUCUGGAUAGGUACACUUCUGAAGAAAGGCUCUGGGCUGCUGGGAAACUUGGCAGCUAUCUAGUACGAGAGAGUGAUAGAAAACCUGGAUCAUAUGUCUUGAGUUAUUUGGGCCGCACUGGAAUCAACCAUUUUAGAAUAACGGCGGUAUGUGGCGACUAUUACAUAGGUGGUCGUCAGUUUGACUCCUUGACUGAGCUAGUGGGCUUCUACAGCCAUUGCUCUGACCUUCUGAAGAGAGAGCGCCUUGUGGAGCCUGUGCCGCCACCUGAACCCGUCAACGAUAAAAAGAGAGUAGUAGCAAUACUACCAUAUACGAAGAUGCCCGAUACGGACGAGCUUACCUUCCAAAAGGGAGAUAUAUUCUUCCUUCACAACGACAUGGGAGAUGGCUGGCUCUGGGUCACUGCGCAUAGAACUGGAGAACAAGGAAUGAUCUUCAGAGAGUUGGUCGAGGAUCUUGACCCUUCAAUUGAUCCGAACACCGUCUUCUCGUGGUUCCACCCUAACUGCACGAAGAGUGAGGCAGUGGACAUGCUAGUCAAGGCUGGGCCAGGGAGCUUCCUGGUGAGACCCUCGGACAAUUCCCCCGGGGACUACUCCUUGUUCUUCCACAUCAACAACCAGAUCCAAAGGUUCAGGAUAGAGAAGAAAGGUGUAAGGUACCUGAUGGGAGGACGUACCUUCGAAUGUUUGGAUGCAGUCAUCAAUAGGUACAGGAAGGAGCAGAUCGUUGAAGGCCAUACUUUGGGACAGCCGCUGAUUGCCGAAGGUCACGUGAUUGAGCCUCAACAAAGCACAACGGGCGCUGCUGCGGAGAAAAUCUACGCCACAUUACGCGAGUGCCGAGACCAAAUAGGCUUGAAGAAGACCAAGGGUAUCAAACACCAGGGCUAUUUGAACAAGAAGUCGGAUAAGGGCGCCAAGAAAUGGAAGGCGCUGUACUUUGUGCUGCUGCAAGAAGGCACGGAUACGCAUUUGUACUUCUAUGACUCGCCGAAGAGAACGAAGCCGAAGGGAUUGAUUGAUCUGUCUUGUGCUUAUCUUUAUCAGGUGCAUGAGUCGCUCUGGGAGCGCGAGUUCUGCUUCCAGCUAGUGGAGCGAGCACUUCCAUGCCUGUCCACACACACGUUCUUGGCAGCCAACUCAGCGGCCGACGAGCGCGCCUGGCUCGAGGCGCUGCGCCCGCUGUGUGUGCCGCAGCAGGCAAGACAUCAGUGCAAGGUCGCCCGAGUAGUAUGGCUCCGAGCUCUUCGUGUCCGAUGUCUAACAGCCCAUCGUCUGCCGGCGCGGCUGGCCCCGAGGCCAUACUUGCGGCUGGCGCUGGGGGCGGCACCCGUGGCAGCUACGCGACCUCGGCCCUCGCCUGAUCCACACUGGGAUGAUGAGUUUGUGUUCGAUGACGUGCCUCCAGAUGUAACUUCAUUCACAAUCACUGUCCACAACACGGGGAAGAGAGGAAAAGAAUCCGAAGUUGCAGAGUUGACUAUCGAGCUAGCGAAUCUCGCGAAUGGUGAGGAGAUUGAAGAAUGGUAUCCACUUGCGGGCAUGACGCCUAUAGGAGAGUGGGGAUCUUUAAGACUGCGUAUAAGAUACAUGCAAGAGUUGGUGAUGCCUCGAGAGGAAUACAAUCCCCUGCGUCAGUUGCUCUUGGAGCCGGGGUUGCCGGCUGUCAAAGCGUUGGCGGACCUGUGCCGCACGGAUAGACAACCUUUGGCCACUUCCUUAUUACAUGCCUUCACGGAGUGCGGUCGCGGCGCCGAGCUAGCCAGAGAGCUAGUGAGCGCGGAAGUGGCUCGCGAGACUGACCACCGCGCCAUGUUCCGCGCGGCGUCGCUCGCGACCGCGCUCGUUGACGAGUUCAUGAGGGCGCACUGCAAACCCUUCUUGCAGGCGGCGAUUUCUGAAACAGUGCAGCGAUUAAUAGAUGCGAAACAAUCAGCCGAAUUGAACCCUACGAAAAUGGACUCUCCCGACGAUGCCUGUAACAAUGCUGAAUUCUUGCUUAUGAUAUUGGACCAGAUAACGCUGUCGAUCUUCACGUCGCCGGAGGCCUGCCCUCGUGCCGUGCGGUACCUGUGCGGAGCCCUGCAGCGGGCGGCGCUGGCCAAGUGGCCCAGCGAGCGCUUCGUAAGGACACGCGUCGUAUCAGGCUUCAUCUUCCUCCGCCUGAUCUGCCCGGCGCUGGUGGAGCCGCGCGCGUGGGGGCUGGUGUCGUCGGCGCCGCCGCCGCACGCGCAGCGCUCGCUGCUCAUGGUCGCCAAGUGUCUGCAGAACCUCGCCAACCUCGUCGAGUUUGGUGCUAAGGAGCCUUACAUGGAAGUAGUGAACCCGUUCAUCCUGAAGAACAAGGAGCGUAUGGUUGUGUUCCUCGACCAGCUCAGCAACGUGCCUGACCCCGGCAACCCGCCGCCUAACACUAAUAACAACUUCGAUAUUGCGAAAGAACUAGCGACUCUGCACCACAUAUGCGUGUCUCAUCUAACAGAACUACAAGGCCUUGCAAAGACUCAGCCCGCUAUCAGGAAACUGGUGACCGUCACCGAAAUGCUCACCAAACACAAGCACAAGUAUCUUGAGAUGAUCAGAUAGGAUACAACCACGUAAACACAGGGUAACAAGCAUAGUAUCGAAGAAUCGGUAAAGGUAGCGGCAGACGUAAGUCUUCCGGUGUAGAAAUAAGGAAUUUCCCAUAGUCGUUCAUGCAUAGUCAUUGUUAGCUUUAGUCUUGUAUUACUUACUUUAAUGACGAACUACGCAUACUACAUAAUUAUUUGUUCAAGCUUAUUCGUGCCAAAACUUACGUUUCUAUGUGCGUAUUUUAUAAAGGUACCUUUAUAAUGCUAUUUUAUUUAAAAACAAAAUUACAAAAAUCCGCUCUCUAGUAUUAUAAGACCUAUUUAUUGGUUUAGUUUGUAGCAAAUUCAUACUAAAAUUUAAUCCUUUAAUUAAGUUAAUUUGAGCAUUUAUUUUAAUUAUUAAGAGUAAUCUAUGAGCAAGAUAUACGCUCUAUUUAUGUAUUUAGACAUACAGUAUUUAUUUUUAUUGAGAGGUCUUCUUUAAUUCAUAUAGCAAGCAGUCUUUUUGCUAACGUAAGAUGAUACGAUUAUAUUCUUAGGCGUCCGAGUUCGCCAGCAAUAAUAAAGUUAAGAUCAUCGUAAUUAUGAGAAUACCUCUUACUGAAAAUGCUUUAAAUUCAUAAAGAAUAGAAUUAAUAUUAAUAAUCCUUUUAUACUAUUCGAUUAUUUAGAUUUUUGUACUUUAUAGUCCGAUUAUUUUAGUAGUAUAUCUAGUUGUAGAUAACUCUAGGAGUAAUGCUCGACCAUCAUCUUAAGACACCAAAAAUGUACUAGGUAACGUGUAUGAAUGUGAUAGACGUGAGUCGUGACUCUUAGACUGGUGUUGUUUGCUAAAUUACAUUUUUGAAUGUUGCACUUACAAUCAUUGCUGUGCACCUCGACUAUAAUUAUUGAUUCUCUGUGAUAAUGUCUGAUUAUACUUUCAUGAAAAUUUGCAUUUCAUUCUGUGAUUAUUGAUUUAUUUCAAAUUUUAAUUUUGAUACUUUUAAGAUUUUACAACUGUGUUAAGGUGCCUGCUGAUUUGUUUGGUUUAUUAUUGCUUAUUUUUUGUUCAGUAGUAUUAGUAAAUUAGACAAAUCUUGAGAUGUGCCUGACUUGACUUGUUCCAUACUUCCUCCCUUUCCUCUUGCUCAAUAAAUGUGUUGUUAUUGUAGACCGUCUAUACUUCUAGUGCCAUAUAUUCUGUACUUAUAUACUUGCACUUGCUUUGUACAUCACAAUUUUAUUAUUCUGCUCAAAGAAAAGCCCACGUUUUUCAAAUAUGAGCACGCAUUAUAGCAAGCGACACAAUGCUUAUCAAAUUUUUAUAAUUAAUUUAUUUACUCCAUAGAAUUAUUUUAAACAUAAAUCAGCUAUUUUUUUUCAAUUUAUAAUUAGAAAUAAUUUUUACACAAUAUUUUUGAUUUGACUUUUAUUUUGAUGAUGAGUAUUUUAUUUAAUUGCAAAUGGAUAUUGAUUUAUAAUAAGGAAUUUCCGUAUUCCGCCUGACUUUAUUAUAACUAUCGCAAACGAAGUAAUUUGACCGGACGAUUGUACAGUGGUGGAUUAUUCUCGACACGACGCAAGACGUAACGCGCAUCAAAGCAUCGAAGUUGGUUUAUUUAUUUAGUAAUAGCUUGUAGACUAGUGGAUGUGUCGUCGCUGUAUUUAAGUGUGUUUAGCUUACGAUAGGACAAUGUCUAGACUGAUCUAAGCCCAAUUAGACAUGUUAGUAUUACGUAUUAUGCACUAGAUUUUCCACAAAAUUGUAAACAAAAAGUGAUAAGAAAUUGCAAUAUUUGGCCCAUUUGAUAAAAAUUUUGUACUGAAAUUCAGAGAUUAUAUCCAUAGCAUAGGAGUUGAUAUUGUUAAUAUUUUGAAACAUUUUACAAUGCUUAUGUUUUAUUUUAUUACAAUAUUUAGGCAUAAUGACAAAGUAUAAGCUUAUUGGAAUUGCUAUGUUAGUACAGAUUGUUCACCAAUCAAACGAAGUUAUUUGAUACAAUCAUAUUGGUUUUAUGAUAACUUAUUUGAGAAUAUUCAUAUUUAUCAUAUGUUAAUUUUGUAACUUAUGUAAUAUUUGCAAGCAUGUUCAAUAUUCACAGUUUUAUGGUUCAGCACAGUUUGUAAAGUGAUUGCACUGGUUAAUAUCUGCAUAUCACUUGGCUGAAGCUUACACUUGCUAUUUAUACAUAUAAUUGAAGGCAUUUAUUUGUUUUCCAGUUGUUCAGUUAUGAAAAAUUAAUUACAAGGUAUAUUAUAAUGGUUAGUAUUAGAUUUUGUGACUGUUUUGUAAUCUCUUUAUAUUCUAUCCCUUAGCAUUUUUCUAUUUUUAGAAACCCAGACACAUAUAAAAUAAAAUUACAGAAAAUUA
Molecule: messenger RNA, 5514 nt
Organism: Helicoverpa armigera (cotton bollworm)
Lineage: Eukaryota; Metazoa; Arthropoda; Insecta; Lepidoptera; Noctuidae
Gene: vap
Product: ras GTPase-activating protein 1
Exons: 19
Coding region: 376-3174 (932 amino acids)
Biological process (GO): regulation of GTPase activity
Molecular function (GO): protein binding
Source: RefSeq, a predicted model, not a curated record